AUGGCUCGUCCGGUGUGUCUAGCGCUACUGGUGACCCUGCUAACGUUCGGCGACAAUUCCCCCACCGUUGGGGCGACCUGCACGGCCUCAAUUCAGGCCGAACGAAUCGCGGCGUGUGCCUUCAACCCACUGCUGGCGCUUGCCGAACGCUCCGGCUGGGUGCUGUCGCGAGAAAACUGUGGCGAAAUCGUAGGACCGGAAGCGUUCGAGGUGCCACCGGUGCUGUACUACGAGUACGCCGAACCGGACCACCUGUACACGGUGGUUUUCGUUGCCGAACCCAGCCUAAGACGAGGUACCGAGGACCGCAGAUUCUAUCUCCAGUGGCUCGUAGUAAACGUACCGGAAUCUUCAUUUCUAAAUGGAAUGACAUACAUGGAUGGUGAUACAGUGAUGGAUUAUCUAUCCCCUGCACCGCGCUCCAUCGAUGAUGGCGAUGCUGAUGGGCAGCCGACACGCUACGGGUUCUAUCUGUACGAACAGGUUUACGGCACGAUCUAUCCACCGAUGCCGAACUCGCGCGAAGACUUUCAUCUGGAUGGCUGGAUCGCUACGAUCUAUCCCGAGGCGGCCCUCUGCGGUCCAGUCGCGUCGCUCGGAUUCGGCGCGCAGUAG
Molecule: messenger RNA, 615 nt
Organism: Anopheles coustani
Lineage: Eukaryota; Metazoa; Arthropoda; Insecta; Diptera; Culicidae
Exons: 3
Coding region: 1-615 (204 amino acids)
Source: RefSeq, a predicted model, not a curated record